CUCUCCCCAGUUGUGCUUCUGCUUCACGAGAGCUGCAGUGUUCCAGCACAACUGCCAGGAGAACCAACGCCUCCCCGUGCUGGGGAAGCUGGCCGGACACCUCAUCCUGUGCUGCAGCUCCACGGACGAGAGGACCAGAGAUGAGGCGAUGAAGGCUAUCCAUCAGCUUUUCACCUUCAUCACCGCCCCAGGUGAGAGGAGUUGUGUUGGGUUAGGUCCCCCCAGACCUCCAGAUGCCCAGGCCCCUCACUGACAUUGCGUGCGCUCCUCUCCAGGAUUGUUGCCGAAGCAGAAGGAGCCCAAGAUGCCACAGCCCUGGGACAGCCAGCAAACUCUGCUCCCCCAGGAGGUUUCCCAUGAGGACAGAGCCAGAAAUGUCUUUGAGGUAUGAGGAACAAACCCUGAGCCCACAGGAGAACCCAAGCCUGCAGAGUCAGGAAGAGUGCAGGAGCUGUCCCCGAGAUGCCCUGGUGCACGUAGGGCCCUCACGCCCCGUAUCCCCAGUGUCACCCAGCCCCUGCUCCCAGUUCUCCUGAGGCAGCAGCAUGGCCGAGCAGCCACGCAGGUGAUGAGUCAUCCCUCUUCUCCUUCCUCCUACAGGUGCUUCGGAAAUGCCUCCUGUACCCCGAAACGGUCAAUAUCUUACUCACAGCCAUUGAGAGUAUGACAGCGCCGGGCCUCCACAGCACCCAGCUGGCUGCCCACAUGGUGGAUGUCCUCACAGCAAAGGCUCGCUUCCCUCCACGGGAGGUGGGAACCUGCUGCUGCCAAGGCUCCAGCCCUCGGGGCUCUGCUCCAGCCCUGGCACUGGCAUCACGCUUGGCCGGCAGGCAGCAGCUGGGUUGGCAGCAGGGCUCUGCUCUGCUGCCAUCCCAUUCUCACCCGUGUCCCCCUCCAGGUGCGAAAGAUCGUGAACGUGAUCUACAGCAGCCUGCCUUCCAUCAAAGCCCAGCUGGCUCUCAAAAGCCUGGGCAGGGCCCUGCUCGUGCUGGUCAGCAAAUUCCCAAGGGAGAUGGUUACCAGCCUGCUGGUCUGCUCCCCCACCUGCACCAGGGUCGCUGUCACCAUGUGGAGGGAAAUGCUCUCGGAGCCCCCGGCCGUGGAGAAGGUGCUGCAGCAGCUGCUCCCAGUGCUCAGAAACCAUUCUCUGCACCACACGUCCCCUUUCAUCAAGGACUGGCCACGUGUCCUCGCCCUGGCCGUGAGUUCCUCACUCACCCCGCUGAGCCUGAGUCCCCACUCCCCUUCCCUCUUCAGCCAUAGACCUGCCUGGGGCGCUGGGGCUCUCCCUCCCCCUCCCUUCCUCCAUCCCUACACUUCGAGAGAUGGGAUGGAAACCUGUGGGACAGGGCAAGAAUUGUAUCCGGGUGCUUUCUGCAGGCAGCAAAGGUCCUACCGGAGAUACUCCAGCUACCUCUGGUCCUGAAGGAGGCCGAAGCCAUCUUCCCCCAGCUCUUCCUGGCCCUCCUCCUGCAAGUGUCCUUCACCGUGAACCUGACACAGCAGGAGGUGGAAAUCUUCUUCGAGGCGCACCAGCAGCACCAGCUCACUCCCAUCAGGGCUGUGGUGCAGUCCUUGAAGGUGCUGCUCUGCAGCGUGGGCCUCCAGAGGCAGAUGGAGGCCAUCCAGGAGCAGGGCGGCUGGGACGCGCUUCUCAGCACUGUGACCCACCUCCAGGGUGUACAGGUGGUGGCCAGGGUGAUGAGAGAGCUGCCUGGUGCUCUGCGUGACCCCAUCUUCCACCACCUGGUUGAGCUGCUCAGCACCAGCUUCUUCUACUCCUGGGAGACGGUGGCCAUGGUCUUCCUCAUUGAGAUGCUGGACUGCGUGGACCUCAACAAAGAGCUGCACCGCAUCAUGAUACUCUUUACCACCUAUCUGCAGAGCCAGAGCGUGGGCAUGCAGCAGCUGGUGCUCAGGGGCAUUCUGAAGCUGAGCCAGAGGCAGGACACGGCAAGGCCAAUGAUCAUCUUCCUGCCGUGCGUCAUGGAGCUGCUGCAGGACGCAGACAGCGACAUCCGUGCCGUGGCCUUACCAAUACUCAGCAACCUGCUGCAGCUCCUGGAGGGGCUCAAGCUCAGCCUCAUGGCUCUGGCUCUGGCCGGCAAGCUCCCGGCGCUCAUUAAUGAUGUAAGGAUAGUAGGGAGCCCAGCACAUUAGGGAUGUGGCUACCACCUCAGCGUGCCCAUGCCUGCUGCCCUGUGA
Molecule: messenger RNA, 2205 nt
Organism: Gallus gallus (chicken)
Lineage: Eukaryota; Metazoa; Chordata; Aves; Galliformes; Phasianidae
Exons: 6
Coding region: 1615-2160 (181 amino acids)
Cellular component (GO): cytoplasm
Source: RefSeq, a predicted model, not a curated record